UGCCAUUGCAGAACUCAGGAGUCAGGAACAAAGGGUACGUAGUCCAUAGUAGGGUUGUUGAUUUUACUUUCCCAACACUCCUCACAACCAGAAAUCUCACAAAAAGCAUACAAUUAAUUAAUGGCCCCCGAAGUGCCUGUCGACGUGUUCACCGGCACGGGCAAGGUUUCUACGCUUAACGCCGGCUACUCUAAGAGGGCGUACAUAACAUUUUUGGCCGGUAAUGGCGACUACGUGAAGGGGGUAGUUGGUUUGGCUAAGGGUCUGCGUAAGCUCAAAAGCGCAUACCCUUUGGUGGUUGCAAUGUUGCCUGACGUGCCUGAGGAGCAUCGGGAGAUCUUGAGGUCUCAAGGAUGCAUCGUCCGUGAGAUUGAGCCUAUAUAUCCGCCUGAAAACCAUACUCAGUUUGCUAUGGCUUACUACGUUAUCAACUACUCCAAGCUUCGUAUUUGGGAUUUUGAAGAGUACAGCAAGAUGAUGUAUUUGGAUGCGGAUAUUCAAGUGUUUGAGAACAUAGACCAUCUCUUUGACACACCGGACGGCUACUUCUACGCCGUGAUGGACUGCUUUUGCGAGAAGACGUGGAGCCACACGCCGCAGUAUAAGAUUGGGUACUGCCAGCAGUGCCCGGAGAAGGUGACAUGGCCUGCUGAUCAGAUGGGUUCUCCUCCUCCUCCCUUGUACUUCAACGCCGGCAUGUUCGUCUUCGAGCCUAGCCGUUUGACUUAUGAGAGCCUUCUCGAGGUCCUCCAAAUCACUCCACCUACGCCGUUUGCAGAGCAAGAUUUCCUGAAUAUGUUCUUCAAAGACGUGUACAAGCCCAUCCCCCUUGUAUACAACCUUGUUCUUGCUAUGCUAUGGCGCCAUCCGGAGAACGUGGAGCUUGAGAAGGUCAAGGUGGUGCACUAUUGUGCUGCUGGAUCAAAACCAUGGAGGUAUACUGGCAAGGAAGUAAACAUGGACAGAGAGGACAUUAAGACGUUGGUAUCCAAAUGGUGGGAUAUUUAUAACGACGAGUCACUCGAUCUGAUCAAGGAUGAAAACCCAGUUCUAGAGGAAGAGACAUUCUCAAGGUCGUCGAUCAUGGCUUCCAUGCCUGAGCCCACGAUGUCCUACAUUCCUGCUCCCUCUGCCGCUUGAACAGUUCGAUCUGUUAAUUAAGAGGAGAGUGUUAAUUGGACGCCGAUGGUGUAAUCAUGUCCCAUGUUUUCUUUUCCCUAUUUUAUACUUUUUCUACACUACUUGGCCUUUUCUUGUUGUGAGAGUACGUUCAUAGGAAAUUAAUACAUGUAGAGCUUCUUAACAUAUUUGAUCUUAUUGAUAUGUAUCUCGAUCUACUGGUAAACGAAUGCAUGUAUAACUCUUGUCUUGAAUGCA
Molecule: messenger RNA, 1377 nt
Organism: Alnus glutinosa
Lineage: Eukaryota; Viridiplantae; Streptophyta; Magnoliopsida; Fagales; Betulaceae
Product: galactinol synthase 1
Exons: 4
Coding region: 121-1140 (339 amino acids)
Molecular function (GO): glycosyltransferase activity
Source: RefSeq, a predicted model, not a curated record